CUUGUCUGUAAGCCUGAGUACGUACACAAACGUGGAUUCAGCGUUUUUGUCGGAGACAGGGCGCAACUAUGCAAGACCUUCUAAUAGUUUCAUACUUAGCCUAGCUGCAGCCCUUCAAAUCACUUUGGGGCCGAAUUACCGUUCACUACCGGUGUUUCAUACACUUGUUCUAACUCGAUUGAACAUACCACUGGGGAACGAUAAACUCAUUCUGACGAAGAUUACAACUUGCCAUGCCUCGCGAAAACAGUUUCACGGACUCUGUCGGACGUUCCUUGACGCCUGACCUUGAGGACGAAUUUAUGCCAUCACCAAGUCCAGCAUUGCGUUCCGCAUCUCCUGCUCAUAUCGAAUUGUCUUUACCCUCCGAUGGAUCCUUCCAAGAGCCUGUGGUUCGGUCUUGCCGACGUGCAUCUUCGUCAAUACUUCCGGCCUCGCUGCAGCCAGAACGUGUUCCUGCCAUACAUUUUCAAACUCCCAAAGAUCGCUUCCGUGCAUGUGUUCGUAAAGUAAUUUCCAUGCACCGAACAGCAACCUCCUUUUCGGGCUUCGGUCUCGCCGGUGCGGAACCUGGUGUUGACCCGCGCAGGCACUCCUCAUACCUCCAUUAUGCGCACAUUCGCGAGCGCUGCGAGAUCCAGAUCAACGACUAUAGUACCGUGAGGAGCAGCUUUGAAAAGAUGGAUAAUGAGCGUUUUGUACAAAUGUUCAAAGAUGAGAGAAGUUCGAAGAGGGAAUCUUGGGUGAAGGUGAGGUGGAUAAGUGUGUGCGGCAUCAGCUGGGAUGUGAUGAGUGUACUUGCCCUGAAGUAUGGCCUUCAUCCCCUCGCCAUCGAAGAUGUAUUGCACAAACACGGACACACGCGCUCCAAAACGGACUACUACACUCAACACCUCUUUAUCCAUGUCUUAUCUCACACACUCGCUUCCUCCUCUUCAUCUCACUCCUACAUACCAGAGGACGAAGACCCACUACGGAGCUCCUCACCAGGUCCAAUGACACCAGGAGACUACCACGAGAAGGGGUACUUCAAGGAUGAUAACUUACAUGCAGAGGCUGGGGAUGAAGAUCAUACGAUGUAUGACGACAGUGUGCCUGCAACGUGGCGACUUGGAAGCACUGUCAGGAGCCAAAGGUCAGUGAAAGCUGACAUGGAGAGUGUAGCAAGGGCCAGGGAGAACGACUUAACCCCGCUGACAUCUGCUACACGGAAGGAGAGCGCGUCACGAAAACGCCGGGAGAAAGCUCAUAUAACUCUCGCUGAUCUAAAGAAGGCAGGCCGUGUGAACGUUUGCAUCCACCCGAUAUCAAUUUUCUUAUUGAGAGAUGGCACAGUAAUCUCUGUCAUGCCGUCCAAUUUCAUUCAUUUCACAGGUCCCAUCAUGGCGCGUCUCCGACAGCCCGACACGGGGCUGCGUGCAUCUGCAGAUCCCAGUCUACUCGUUCAAAGUCUGCUUGACCUCAUUGUGGACUCUGCACUUGAGGUAGUGGAUGCAUUCCACGAGAAGAUAUUGCAACUAGAAUACGAUGUGUUGAUGAAGCCGAAUAUGAAAGUGGUUACAAGGCUGCACAUUCUUUCUGGUGAUUUGAUACUGCAUAAGCGGACCCUUGGGCCCCUCAAGACGGUCAUUUAUGGGCUACGGCGGUACGACGAGGACCGGUGUGCUGCCCUUCUCUCACCUGCUGAGAAGGAGGUGCAAGAGCAAAGCAGAGAAAAAGUGAAGGGGUUCAUGUCCGAUAAGAGCAAAAUAUACCUGGCGGACGUACACGAUCAUAUGGAAUAUAUCCUUACAAGCAUGGAUAUGUUCGCAGGGAUAACAGAAAACCUGAUGAACUACACGUUCAAUAUGAAAUCAUACGAGAUGAACGUAGUCAUGCGCCGCCUCACCCUCGCAACUAUCAUAUUCCUCCCGCUGACAUUGCUCACGGGUUACUUUGGAAUGAAUUUUGCAUCAAUGUGGAGUGUCAAUCACCAUUCCGACACCCUAUUUUGGAAGAUUGCGAUCCCUCUCAUGGCAUUCGUUAUACCCUUAUUUAUGUGGUCAGACAUAAAGCAGGCUGCGCAUUACGCUGAGAAACGGUGGGCGGCAAGGAGGUCAUGACUACCAAGGCAAGCUGGCGUGACUGACCGAUGCCCGCAAUAUUCAACGCGGUUGUAUUACACGACUUUACACGAUUGUGUUUGGUAGAUUUCGGAGUAUUUGACGUUGCUUGCUUGCGCACUAGCGGCGAUAGCUAGAAAUACUAAGUGUGGCCACUACGGGACACACUUCUUUCUAAGCUGAGAACACAUGCCUUGAGUGGAGUGGACUAGCACUCCUUUGAUGACAUAUGCCUUGACCGCUUGAACAUACUGCGAGGUCCGACGGACGCACAAACUUCGCGCCGGCGUUGCAGAGCAAUCCGCUUCUGAAUAAUGUUCAAAAUGACAGAGUGGCCAGCUAAGUGGCUGCUUGUGCAUGCAGCGAGGACCCU
Messenger RNA from Suillus fuscotomentosus, 2475 nucleotides. RefSeq lists its product as uncharacterized. The transcript has 13 exons. Gene Ontology annotation, molecular function: cobalt ion transmembrane transporter activity; magnesium ion binding; magnesium ion transmembrane transporter activity. Gene Ontology annotation, cellular component: membrane. Lineage: Eukaryota; Fungi; Basidiomycota; Agaricomycetes; Boletales; Suillaceae. The coding region runs from base 234 to 2102 and encodes 622 amino acids. Gene Ontology annotation, biological process: metal ion transport; transmembrane transport. The record is from RefSeq and is a predicted model, not a curated record.